This is a messenger RNA of Anguilla anguilla (European eel), 5164 nucleotides long. RefSeq names its product ATP-binding cassette, sub-family C (CFTR/MRP), member 12 (gene abcc12). Gene Ontology annotation, cellular component: membrane. NCBI's taxonomy places the organism in Eukaryota, Metazoa, Chordata, Actinopteri, Anguilliformes, Anguillidae. Gene Ontology annotation, biological process: transmembrane transport. Gene Ontology annotation, molecular function: ATP hydrolysis activity; ATP binding; ABC-type transporter activity. The transcript has 30 exons. The record is from RefSeq and is a predicted model, not a curated record. Bases 721 to 4692 code for a protein of 1323 amino acids.
AGUAAAAUCAAAUCUUUUGUUUAGUAGUAGAAGGACUUUGUUCCCAAAUCUGUGUUUGGAAAGCCUUGUUUUCAACAAACUUAAUUGAUCCAGAGAUCAGUUAUAACAAAAACCAGCAUGCACAGAGAGACUCCAGGACUGUACUUCAGAAGCGGAUCCUAAACUGAAGCAUAUUUCGAUUGUCUAAUUUAAUGGACUGUAUAAGUAGAGUACUUAUGUCAUAACAUAUACAUUCCAAAUUCAAGGUCCCACUGAGAAUAUGCUUACUGAGAGUUGUGUCCACAAAAGAGUGCAAAGAAAUUGAAGACAAAUGUCACCUUCAGCAAGUCUAUUUUGAAUCUUUCACAAAUCUGACAACUUGUUAGUUUUGAAUUAGAGUGAUGGCUAUUUAGUCAAAGACAAGCACACAUUGCACCUUUUCAGCUGGGUAAACUAGUUAAAUGUUGACAAUAUGAUCUGUAGAAAUAGUAGAAUAGGUGAGUGUGGAAACCUCUGUACAAGGUUGUGAGAGAGCUGAAACCUCUGUACAAAUUAACCUUUGAGCCUCAUAAAAUGGAGGGAUAUAUAAUCAGCUGAAUGGGACAUUUGCCAUUGCUGCUUGUUUCUGGAUAUAAGCAUUGACAGGUUAGUUUCAAUGCAUCAUUGCUGUCAGCUCUUUCACACUUGUAAUACAGAAAGAAAAAGAAAACCAAGGGCAGCUAGUGGACAGCCAGCACAACCAUGGACUUUUCUCCAGAAGCCCUUCCGUCUUUGGAUCCACCGGAGGACAGUCACCACAGGAAGUACCAUGCCAGCUACCAGACCAUGAUUCCUUUCCGUUUUUCCUCAGGGUUGCACCCUGUGGAUGAUGCUGGGUUCUUUUCCUUCAUAUCCUUCUCAUGGAUGACUCCCAUGAUGUGGAAAUUGUUCAAAGGAAGGCUUGAUAUGAAUUCCCUGUUUUUGUCACCUCAUGACAGUGCCGAUACAAAUGGGAAAAGGUUUCAGAGGCUUUGGGGGGAAGAGGUAGCCAAAAAGGGCCUGGAAAAAGCCUCUUUGGAGCGAGUGGUCAUGCGCUUUCAAAGAACAAGGAUAAUAAUGGCAUCUAUCGCUGCUAUCUUGAUCGCCAUUGCAGUUUUUGUAGGGCCGGCUAUUCUGGUUCACAAACUUCUUACCUACAUAGAAAGUGUUUCGAAGCCUAGCCUCGCGUAUGGCAUUGGCCUUUCUGUUGCCCUUUUCAUUACGGAAUUCUGCAAAGCCAUCUUCAUUUCACUGUUAUGGGCAAUUAAUUUACGAACAGGCGUCAGAGUCAAGAAUGCUUUUUCAAUGCUAGCAUUUCAGAAGAUCAUUUCUCUCAGGUCACUCAACAGCAUCUCUGUGGGAGAGGUAAUAAAUGUGCUGACCAGUGAUGGGUAUCGGAUGUUUGAGGCCGUUGUAUUUGGAACCUUCCUCGUCUGUAUGCCUGCCCUGUUGAUCAUGUGCAUUGCAUAUUCCUGCUACAUUCUGGGAUACACGGCGCUCAUUGGUGUCUUCGUCUAUCUCGUUUUCAUUCCUAUACAGUUUGCAAUGGCUCGAUUGAUUGGUGUGUUCAGGAAGAAAGCUAUAUCUGUAACAGACAUUCGUGUUCGUACCAUGAAUGAGGUUCUUUCCUGCAUCAAGCUUAUCAAAAUGUAUGCUUGGGAAACUUCAUUUGAGAAGAAAAUCACUGAUGUAAGGAAACACGAGAAACGACUUUUGGAAUUCGCUGGCUACGUUCAGAGUGUGAACUCUUCUAUAACAACCGUCAUCCCUACUGUUGCUACAAUACUCACAUUUGUCGCCCACACAUCACUGAAGCUUCCCCUGAGUUCUUCACUUGCCUUCACCACCAUUGCUAUUUUCAAUUCCAUGAGAUUCUCUUUGGGCCUCCUUCCAUUUUCUGUCAAAGGCAUAGCUGAAGCAAGAGUGGCUUUAGCUCGGUUGAAGAAAAUCCUCCUCAUUGAGAAUCCAGAGAAAUACUUGACUCUGCAGCCAGGAUCAGCCAAUGCUCUCGCUAUGGAAGAAGCCUCUUUCUCCUGGGACAAGCCUGAAAGCAGCUCAGACAAGCCAGACGGCAGUUUAGCACUUAAAAACAUCUCUUUUAAUCUGAAGAAGGGAAGUCUACUUGGAAUUUGUGGGAAUGUGGGGAGUGGAAAAACAUCGUUAAUAUCUAGUAUUCUAGAGCAAAUGUACCUGCAGCAUGGACGUGUGAUAGCUGAUGGAUCAUUUGCCUAUGUGUCCCAGCAAGCUUGGAUAUUUCAUGGAUCUGUGCGCGAUAACAUUCUCAUGGGAGAGAUGUUUGAUGAAUCCAGGUAUAACAGAGUUCUUCAAGCUUGCUGUCUUAAGCCCGACUUGGCAAUUUUUCCCUACGGCGACAUGACUGAGAUUGGUGAAAGAGGCUUGAACCUGUCUGGUGGACAAAAGCAGAGAAUUAGCCUAGCCAGAGCUGUGUACUCCAACAAAGAUAUCCUUCUCCUGGAUGACCCUCUCUCUGCCGUUGAUGCCCAUGUGGGGAAACACAUCUUUGAGGAGUGCAUCAAGAAAGAGCUCACAGGAAAGUCUGUGAUUCUGGUGACCCAUCAACUGCAGUAUCUAGAGUUCUGUGAUGAUGUUAUGCUACUUGAAAGUGGUGAAAUCAAAGAGAUGGGAACACAUUGUGCUUUAAUGGAAUCCAAAGGUCGAUAUGCACAGCUUAUAAAUAAUUUCCAUUUGGAACAUUCAAAAGAAUCUGAUGAGGAAGAUUCCCCAAUAGAAACAAUAGAGUCUAAAGAACAAACGGGAAAUGGAAAUAGCAUUGGAGGAAUACAAAAUCCAGCAUUCGAUUUGUCAGAUGAGGUGGAUGAACCAAAAAAGGAAUUAAGUGUAAACGGCAUUAUAGAGUCAAAAAAUCAGCUUGUUGCGCAAGAGUCUUCCCAAGAAGGUUCAGUAACGUGGAGGACAUACCAUCAGUACUGCAAAGCUGUUGGAGGGUAUGUAUUGGUGCUGCUGAUGUUAUUCAUUUUCAUCCUGCAUGUUGGGACAACAGCCUUCAGUAGCUGGUGGCUUAGUUACUGGUUUGAACAAGGAUCAGGGAAUUUCUCAAACAAGUCAGAAGACAGCGGCAACAUUUCACAGCAUCCGAACCUUGAAUUCUACCAGCUUAUCUACAGUAUGACCAUUGUGGCGAUGGUACUGCUCAGUGCUAUCAAAGCAUAUUCCUUCACCAAAGUCACUUUGGGAGGCUCCUCCAAACUCCAUGACAAAAUGUUUCACAGGGUCCUUCGGAGCCCAAUGAGCUUCUUUGACACCACACCCAUUGGCAGGAUCGUGAAUCGGUUUUCCAAAGACCAAGAUGAAAUUGAUACAGGCCUGCCUUUCAAUGCUGAAAACUUCCUGCAGUUCUGCCUAUUGGUGACAUACACCCUUGUAACUAUCUCAGCGGUGUUCCCUCAGCUUCUCAUCGCCGUUUUCAUACUGGGGGCCAUCUUUGCUGCCAUCCUAUAUGUUUUCCAGAGAAGUAUAAGAGAGAUGAAGAGAAUGGAGAAUAUUAGUAGGUCUCCAUGGAUCUCUCUCACAACAUCAACUAUUCAAGGACUUCCAACCAUCCAUGCCUAUGACAAGAGGGAACAGUACAUUGAGCUGUUCAAGGGACUGAAUGAUAAAAAUUCAAACCACUUACUGCUGUUUAACUGCGGAAACAGAUGGCUGUCCUUCAGGCUGGACUUCCUCUCCGCUAUAGUCACUCUGUUUGUCGGCUUAUUUGUUGUGCUGAGCCCGGACUCCAUCAGUCCAGCAAUGAAAGGGCUGGCCCUGUCAUACACAAUCCAGUUAACAGGAAUGUUGCAGUAUGUAGUGAGAUUGUCAACAGAACUGGAAGCAAGGUUCACCUCUGUAGAAAGGAUCCUUGAAUAUAUUGCGGACUGUGUCUCGGAAGCUCCAAGGAAGCUCAAAGAUGUUGCUAUCCCAGACGGGUGGCCCAGAAAUGGAGCCAUCACCUUCCAGAGCUUUAAGAUGAGGUACAGAGAGCACACUCCCAUUGUGCUGAAUGAACUGAAUCUGAGCAUUGCUGCUAGAGAAAAGAUUGGCAUUGUGGGAAGAACCGGAUCUGGCAAGUCAUCACUUAUAACAGCUCUAUUUCGACUUGUGGAGCCAACUGGAGGAAAGAUCUUAAUUGAUGACAUAGACACCAGCUCAAUUGGUUUGGAAGACUUACGGAGUAAACUGUCAGUUAUACCUCAAGAUCCAGUACUGUUUAUUGGUUCAGUAAGAUACAAUCUGGAUCCUUUCAACAACUACAGUGAGGAAGAGAUCUGGCAAGCGCUGGAGAAGACGUACAUGAAAGAAGCAAUAUCCAACCUGACUGAAAAGUUGGACUCCAAGGUAGUCGAGAAUGGAGAGAACUUCUCUGUGGGAGAACGGCAACUUCUCUGCAUGGCCAGAGCACUCCUGAGAAACUCAAAGAUAAUAUUAUUGGAUGAAGCCACUGCCUCCAUAGACUCGGAGACAGACUCCCUGAUCCAGCACACAAUCCGAGAGGCUUUCCAAGACUGCACCAUGCUGACCAUCGCUCACCGCAUCAACACCGUGCUGGAGUGUGACAAGAUCCUUGUCAUGGACAAUGGAAAGGUCUCAGAGUUUGACAAACCAGAGAUUUUGCUGAGAAGACCAGACUCUCUGUUUGCUUCACUUCUGGAAGCUACCAGUAAAGUUAAGUCAUGAGUGAAACUGGGGGGGGGGGGGGGGUUUAGCUCAGUUGAAAGUAUCUCACUGCCAUGCUACUUUUCAACUACAGCGAUUACUGGACUGCUUUAACUUCAGAGGUGUAUCAAAUAUAGUUAUUUGAUAAGGAGUCAUUGUGAUCAUACAGACUUUUAAAAAAUGUUCAAUAUUUACUUAUUUACUUAUAAUUUUAUUAAUGGAGUAUUAGUGGAUGUAUAGGGACUUUUAAAAAUCAGUAUUCCACUUUUUUAUUCUUGCAAAUAUAUAUCUCAGAAAUUGAAAGUGUUGAACUAUGCUAUAGUGUACAGUAUAUUAUAUGUAGUGUUUGUGUUCAUGAUAUGUGUAUAUUUCCCUGAUAGGGUCAUUUUUAUUGGUAAUAAUUUUUAUUUAAUAAUUAUGUAUUUUUUUAGCUGCGUAAAGUCAUGUUGGCACCUUACUGAACUUCAAAUUAAAGUUUUUUUAACUUAAAAAA